GCCUCCAGCACUGGGAAGUUUAGCUGGAACAGAAAAUGUCCAGGGCUGGACCCAAGGUCACCUUCUAUGAAGACAAGAAUUUCCUGGGUCGUCGCUACGAGUGCGACGCUGACUGCCCUGAUUUCCACACCUACCUGAACCGCUGCAACUCCAUCCGGGUGGAGGGAGGCACCUGGGUGGCCUACGAGAGGCCCAACUAUUCGGGGAACAUGUAUGUGCUGAGGCGGGGGGAGUACCCUGACUAUCACCACUGGAUGGGCCUCAAUGACCGCCUCGGCUCCUGCAAAGCUGUCCACAUACCAAGUGGAGCCCAGGGCCACAUCCAGGUGUUUGAGAAGGGGGAUUUCGGUGGGCAGAUGUUUGAAGCCACUGAAGACUGCCCUUCCAUCCUGGAGGAGUGCCACUUUCGCGAGGUCCACGCUUGCCGGGUGCUGGAAGGCAUCUGGGUGUUUUACGAGCACCCCAACUACCGGGGCAGGCAGUACCUGCUGCCCAAGGGCGAGUACCGGCAGCCAGUGGAAUGGGGGGCAGUGACCCCUGCCGUCCAGUCCUUCCGCAGCAUCGCUGAGUAAAUGGUGGAGAGCUAGCCCCCCAAUAAAGCACUUGAGUCACUCAGAA
Messenger RNA from Gallus gallus (chicken), 618 nucleotides. RefSeq names its product crystallin gamma S (gene CRYGS). The transcript is spliced from 3 exons. Gene Ontology annotation, molecular function: structural constituent of eye lens. The record is from RefSeq and is marked validated. Gene Ontology annotation, biological process: lens development in camera-type eye; visual perception. The coding region runs from base 36 to 572 and encodes 178 amino acids. NCBI's taxonomy places the organism in Eukaryota, Metazoa, Chordata, Aves, Galliformes, Phasianidae.